Molecule: messenger RNA, 1319 nt
Organism: Rhipicephalus sanguineus (brown dog tick)
Lineage: Eukaryota; Metazoa; Arthropoda; Arachnida; Ixodida; Ixodidae
Exons: 4
Coding region: 844-1293 (149 amino acids)
Biological process (GO): negative regulation of DNA-templated transcription
Molecular function (GO): DNA binding
Source: RefSeq, a predicted model, not a curated record
AAUCGCUCACAUUGCAGCUGAUGUGCUACUUUUCGGCCUAAUUAUUACCGACAGCCAAUUUUGAUCUGCACGUGGUGCCGUAUCACACAUGGUGCAGCGAUGCUUUGAUCAAUGCCUCCUACGAGGCAUUGCUCUGAUGUACCCCCCAUUGGAGAUAUAUCAGAACAUCGCUGCUCCACUACCGCACGGACGUCGGUGCGGUCGUAUUUGCUAUUGCAGGUGGGGGUAAAGUUGCAAUAUGCCGAAUAGCAAUUUAUUUUAUCCUUAUAUCUUUGUAUGAGCGCAGCCUAUAGUCAUUUUUUCUGUACAAGUCACUGGUUCAGAAUUAUUUUUGCUAGCGCGGAUGGGAGAGCUGACACAGACAAGCGCUUGUCCGAGUCAUCGUCAGCUCUCUCUCUUCGUGCAUUCGUGUUUAUUCCCGCGCUGUUGAAAUUUCCUUCAAGACGCAAAUACGCCCUGUUUUUAGUUGCGAACAAGCUAUAAGCUGUGAAAUUAUAAUGUUGGGUUAAUUGUCUAUGCACUUGCUGGAAACGCAGCGUCAAGCUGCUGUUAAACAGAAAAUGAAGGAUGUGAGCAGCCAUUUUAAGAAGAAGCAGCGAGACCUCCUGUUUGGUGAUGCUGAGGGCGGAAAAAAGACCGAGAAAGAACUUCUCAAAGAAGAAGUGAAUAUGCUGAAGGCCGAAAAUUCAAAACUCUUGGACCGAAUAAGAAUGCUCGAAAAGGCCCUAUGCAGCAAAAUUUUCAAAACAGAAAAAAACCUCGUUCUGUGCGAGGGCUGCAGCCGCAAGCCAGAACAACAAGUUGCGCCUUUGCCAUCGCCAUGUGCUGCCACGCACCACCACCAUGCAGCCGCCGCGCACCGCUACCGUGCAGCCACUGCGCACCACCACAGCGACCCCGGGCAGCCCUGAAGUGGCCCACACAAGUGCGAGGGAGGCCGAUUACGUGACCACUGACGGAGAGGUGCAUCUGGGCAAAGGAAUCACCAUUCCUGAGGGCCUGUACAGCCGCCUCAUGAGCACAAAAAGCGAAACCCGCUUUGUUCGUGAGGCGGCCGUUGCCAUUUAUUCAACGGCAGGCUUGGUUGGGCGGAGUGUAAUUGGAACAGCCUCUAACCGGACAAAGGGAGAGGCAAAACCUCCCUUGGAUAAAGAAAAAUACGCUGUGCUUUCUGAUUUCUUCAACCAUUUUUUGAAAAGCAAUUUUCCAAUUGGAGAGGUCGAGCAAAAGAAGAAGAUACUAAAUAAGGCGCUCGCAAACAAAAUUAACGAUUUGAUGAAAUCAAAAGAUUAAGAAGUCAAUGGAACAUCAAAUAAAAG